Messenger RNA from Anopheles cruzii, 649 nucleotides. RefSeq names its product 40S ribosomal protein S23 (gene RpS23). Gene Ontology annotation, molecular function: structural constituent of ribosome. Gene Ontology annotation, cellular component: ribosome; cytosolic small ribosomal subunit. Gene Ontology annotation, biological process: translation. The record is from RefSeq and is a predicted model, not a curated record. The coding region runs from base 31 to 462 and encodes 143 amino acids. Lineage: Eukaryota; Metazoa; Arthropoda; Insecta; Diptera; Culicidae. The transcript has a single exon.
GUUUUCGUUCGAAUCGGACGCCAUUACAGAAUGGGUAAACCACGUGGAAUUCGUACCGCUCGCAAGCACAUCCGACACCGACGCGAUCAGCGCUGGGCAGACAAGGAUUACAAGAAGGCUCACUUGGGAACGCGCUGGAAGUCCAACCCGUUCGCGGGAGCGUCACACGCCAAGGGAAUCGUGCUGGAAAAGGUUGGUGUCGAGGCGAAGCAGCCUAACUCUGCCAUCCGCAAGUGCGUCCGUGUGCAGCUGAUUAAGAACGGCAAAAAGAUCACCGCGUUCGUGCCGCGGGAUGGUUGCCUGAACUACAUCGAGGAGAACGACGAGGUGCUGGUUGCCGGUUUCGGUCGUAAGGGUCACGCCGUCGGUGACAUUCCCGGUGUCCGCUUCAAGGUGGUGAAGGUGGCCAACGUUUCGCUGCUGGCCCUGUACAAGGAGAAGAAGGAACGUCCCCGGUCGUAAGCGCGAUCGAAAGUGCUUCGCAACGCGCAACGGUGUCCUGGCGUUUUCGAGCAGAACCACCAGGAUGAGAUUGGAGUGGAAAAUGUAAAACGAGUGGGAAAUGAAUGCAUUAUAGCGCGACACAUCAGAAGGAAGAAAUACAAGUUUGCCCGGAAGGAUCUUGUACCACUCAUAAACGGAUUUUGUG